Molecule: messenger RNA, 339 nt
Organism: Caenorhabditis remanei
Lineage: Eukaryota; Metazoa; Nematoda; Chromadorea; Rhabditida; Rhabditidae
Exons: 2
Coding region: 1-339 (112 amino acids)
Source: RefSeq, a predicted model, not a curated record
AUGUCAGACGACGCAAAAAAGAAACAAAUGAUGCAGAAUUUUCUGAACAGAAAACGAAAAAUGGAUCUGAAAGUUGAAGAGGAAAAAGAAGACGAUCAGAAGCCGUCGACGUCUUCGGAGAAGAAAGAAGUCGAGGAAAUCGAGAAAAAGAAAAAAGAGGAGGAGAAGUACGAUAAGGCUAAAAAGGCGCUUCUAUUCGAAGCAAAGCGAGCCAAGGAACGUGCCGAGCAAGUAGGACCACAAGGCUAUCUGAAGCCAAAGAGCCUCGGGACAAACAAGGAGUUCCUCAGGAGAACAAUCGAGUCGACGAUGCCACGCCGCAAGAAAAACGACGAAUAA